GGGCCCUAAAUUGAACACCUCGGCUAAUCCAGAAACCACCAUGUGUAGCACGCCGGGCGAAGAGAAAGAUCCGUAUCAAGGAACAUCAAUGAUGAUGGGAGAUGAAGGCGCAGUUGUACGCCGCCGUCGAGCAGUCGCCAUCGGCCGAGCUGGUGGAUCCCGAGGUGCUGACGCGGUACUUUGCCAAGUUCGACGAACAGUUUUUCCUGUACUGCGACAGCGAGCUGGCCAAAAUCAACACUUUCUACUCCGAGAAGCUCGCCGAAGCGACGCGCAAAUUCGCCAACCUGCGGACGGAGCUGAGCGAGACGCUCGAGAUGGAGGAAAACACGAAAAAGAAAAAGGACAAUCUGCACAAGAUGAAAAAGAAUCUGCUGCGCAAGAAGAACGUGUCGGUGCGCAAGAUCCAGGAGCUGAAACUCGCGUUCAGCGAGUUCUACCUCAGCCUGAUCCUGCUGCAAAACUAUCAGAACCUCAACUUUACCGGCUUCCGGAAGAUUCUCAAGAAACACGACAAGCUGCUAAACGUCGACUUCGGGGCACGGUGGCGGGCCGAGCACGUGGAGUCGGCCCACUUCUACGUCAACAAGGACAUCGAUCGGUUGAUCCACGAGACGGAGAACAUCGUGACGAACGAGAUCGAGGGUGGUGAUCGGCAGCGGGCCAUGAAGCGGCUCCGGGUGCCGCCACUGGGCGAGCAGCAAAGCCCGUGGACCACCUUCAAGGUGGGACUGUUUUCCGGAUCGCUCGUCGUGCUGUGUGUGGCCGUCGCACUGUCGGCCAUGUUUCACGUGCAGCGUGCCGAUUGGAUCGUCGCCUUCCGGCUGUACCGCGGACCACUGCUGAUCGUAGAAUUUAUGUUCCUGUGGGGCAUCAACGUGUACGGGUGGCGUUCGUCGGGGGUGAACCAUGUACUCAUUUUCGAACUGGACCCCAGAAACCAUCUGUCCGAGCAGCACAUCAUGGAGCUGGCGUCCAUCUUUGGCGUGGUCUGGACGAUGAGCGUUCUCGGUUAUCUGUACGCCGAUGCACUCGCCAUUCCGGCGUACCUUAGCCCGCUGAUAUUGUAUCUGCUGAUGGCAGGGUUUCUGCUGAACCCGACGAAAACCUUCCGGCACGAAGCGCGCUUCUGGACGCUGCGCAUCCUGAGCCGGAUCGUGCUGGCACCGUUUUUCUACGUCAACUUUGCCGAUUUCUGGCUGGCCGAUCAGUUGAACAGCAUUGUGCCGGCCUUUCUCGAUCUGCAGUACUUUCUGUGUUUCUUUUCGACAAUCAGCAACUGGAACCAUGCCGAGAACCCGAACCAGUGUAUCGACAAUUCGCUUUGGAUACGGCCGAUCGUCGCCAUGCUGCCGGCCUGGUUCCGGAUGGCGCAGUGCUUGCGCCGGUUUCGCGACACACGCGAGGCCCAUCCACAUCUUGCCAAUGCCGCCAAGUAUUCGACCUCCUUCUUCGUGGUCAUCUUUUCCUCCAUCACACAAGCCACCGGUGGCCAGUACGCGAAGAGCACCGACAAUCCCUGGUUUUACCUGUGGAUCGUGGCCUCCAUCGUUUCGUCGUGCUACGCCUACACUUGGGACAUCAAGAUGGAUUGGGGUCUGUUCGAUUCGAAGUCCAGCGAUAAUAAGUUUCUGCGCGAUGAAGUUGUCUACAGCGCGAAUUGGUUCUAUUACUUUGCCAUUGUCGAAGACCUUAUCCUACGCUUCGGCUGGACGCUCUCGAUGAGCCUCAUCGAGAUGGGUUAUAUCGAUCGUGAAAUCAUCGUGUCGAUCCUCAGCCCGCUAGAGGUCUUCAGGCGCUUCAUCUGGAACUACUUUCGGCUGGAGAACGAGCAUCUGAACAAUUGCGGUAAUUUCCGUGCCGUGCGCGAUAUUUCCGUCGCUCCGAUGGAUUGCUCCGAUCAGACCACAAUUCUGCGCAUGAUGGACGAAGAGGACGGCGUACGGAAUCGGCGCACGGUGAAGAAGCUACCGAACAAGAAGAAAUCGGAGCAACGGUUGCUUCUCCGGGAAGCCGAAUCUACCGAAGAUUUGGACAUUGGCAGUCCGCGAAAGAGGGUCCAGUGGGAAAUUUAGCGAAUUGGCAAGGAGAUGUGCGAAGGAUUCGCCAUCCUGAACGCAUCCGACGCAAAAAUGGUAGAUACGGAAGUGGAUGGAACAAGAGUCGACUCGGCAAAACAAGAAAACGGAUCUAUAGGAAUUGAUUGGCACAACUAAAUCGCAUGGAUGUUUCCGAACUUGGCAAAUGGGCUUCAUAUAUGAUACUCUUUUAUGUACACAAAUCGCCCUUCAGCUCGCCAUUAAUGUGUGUAAAACAGUUCCCGGUUCGUGGUGAAAAACAUCCUAGUGAACUAGGAUGAUCCGCCCAAUGGCUGGCACGUAUUUAGCUUUUUUCACCCACCGACCCAUGAGCCGCGAUAAUCUACCUGUAAAUUUGUUGUAAAUUUGUUCAUAAAUCGUCAAUGAAAUGGCCAAACGAAUUAAACU
Molecule: messenger RNA, 2486 nt
Organism: Anopheles bellator
Lineage: Eukaryota; Metazoa; Arthropoda; Insecta; Diptera; Culicidae
Gene: PXo
Product: solute carrier family 53 member 1
Exons: 6
Coding region: 102-2075 (657 amino acids)
Biological process (GO): cellular response to phosphate starvation; phosphate ion transport
Cellular component (GO): cytoplasm; Golgi apparatus; plasma membrane
Molecular function (GO): inositol hexakisphosphate binding
Source: RefSeq, a predicted model, not a curated record